AAUCGCUAGGCGGUGGUUAAGCUCCUUAUAGAGGAUUAAUGUUUAGGCAGAUAUUUAGACCGAAUUUUUACUUUUUUAACAUCUAGACCAAUGCUUUGGAAGUUUGUUUGUUUCAGCGUACUGAGAGUUUCUAAAGCUGGACAAGUAGCACCCUUUGAUGAGUCUGAAACUCAAGGUUUAAAUGGUGUAACCGAGUGCGAACCAGUUUGUGUUCUUCCUCGCGAGGCAGAAGAAAGAGAAGCACCUAGGCUUCUACGGACACCUGCACGCUUUCGUUUAGCUUCUUGUAUAUCUUCUAUUCAGUUGAUUGGAAGACCUGAUGCUUCUCAGGGGGCGGCAUUGAUAACUACAACGGGAUCAGCUGCGGGAAGACCCUCGGUUUUCAUCUUAAGUCUUGCUGAGGAACCGUACAUGGUCACUCGGAGAAGCCUCCAAGGGGAUGUUUCCUCAGAGUGUCCCAUUUGGACAGCUGAUUGUGAUAGGAGUGGGAGUCGUGCAGCUAUUGGUACCAACCUAGGAGCCGGUUUGGUUGAUUUGGAAACAGAAGCUGGUUCUUACUUUCUCCCAAGUGAAAGCCAUGUUUUGGUUCUACAGUUUCAUCAAUCGGGAAACAUUGUUCAUUGAUUGUGACGGUUGAUCUACGUAUGAGACCAGGCACCCUACCAUUUUUAUCUACUACAAAAUAGUCAUACUAGAAGUCUAGGUCCAUAUAUUCAAAUAAUUUUUUUUUAUUGUUUACAUUAAUUUAUUUAAUGUAUAACAUUUCUAAAUAAUUAUAAGGAUAUUAAUAAUAAAUCUAUUUUAACUA
This is a messenger RNA of Brassica napus (rape), 808 nucleotides long. RefSeq lists its product as uncharacterized. The coding region runs from base 91 to 624 and encodes 177 amino acids. Lineage: Eukaryota; Viridiplantae; Streptophyta; Magnoliopsida; Brassicales; Brassicaceae. The record is from RefSeq and is a predicted model, not a curated record. The transcript is spliced from 3 exons.